Molecule: messenger RNA, 339 nt
Organism: Dissoconium aciculare CBS 342.82
Lineage: Eukaryota; Fungi; Ascomycota; Dothideomycetes; Mycosphaerellales; Dissoconiaceae
Exons: 1
Coding region: 1-339 (112 amino acids)
Source: RefSeq, a predicted model, not a curated record
AUGGCCGCCCCAGGGACCUCCUACACCGGCGACGCGACCUACACCGACUUCAGCAUCGGCCUGGGCUCAUGCGGCACAUUGAACCAAAACUCCGAGAACGUCGUGGCCAUCUCCCACCUCAUCUUCGACAGCUUCGGCACCGCCAACCCGAACAACAACCCGACCUGCAACAAGAUGAUCAACAUCAAGGGCCUCGAUGGCCAGACCUACCAGGCCAAGGUCACCGACCGUUGCCCCGUGUGCGCCGUCGGCUCGAUCGAUCUCCCGCAACAAUUGUUCAACAAGGUCACCAGCAACGGCGACGGUCGCGUGCACGGCAUCGAAUGGUCUUGGGCUUAG